UCUGGCCGCACUGAAGUAGCCUUGUGUCAACAGUUUCGGCGCAAAUCACUACUAUUAUAAACACAAACACCAUAAAAAUUUUACUCGUUUUAUUAUAGCCUGAAAAAAGGAAAACCAAAAAAUUUGAAGCUGGUUCUCUUUUCUCGCUGCACCAAUUGCUCACGAUAAUAAUAAUAAUUUAAUGAAAAGAUGGAUAAACUCACUCUAGAUUUGAAUAAAAUUGACCAUAUGAUGGUUGAAGAUCUUUUAAGAAAAGGAGUAGAUAUUAAUUAUUGUGGAGUAUAUAAUAACUUAUGUUAUUCAUUAUUAAUGGCUGCAGUUGAGGAAAAUAAUGAUAAAUUAGUUGAAUUUAUCUUAAGUAAAGGAGCUGAUCCGAAUAAAUUAAUUCAAUGCCAUUCUAAAUUUGCUAUGACUGCUCUUCAUGCUGCUAUUUUUACGGAAAACAUAAAAAUAAAAAUCAUCCAUCAUCUCCUUGAUUAUGGUGCAAACAUAGAUUUAUCAGCUAUUGAUGGAGAAAAAGAACAUGAAGAAUUUUCUUCACCUUUGCAGUAUGCCGUACAUACGGAAAAUGAAGUAAUAGUAAAAUUGCUUUUGAGUAAGGGUGCAAACGUCAAUUUUAAAACAAAAAAUGAUAAUACAGCACUUCACAUAGCUUGUAUGUAUGAAAAUUCAAACAUUGUAGAUUACUUGUUGAAAUAUGGAGCUAAUGUAAAUGCUGUUUCUGAUAAUAAAUUAACAAAAGGUCAAACGGCUAUAUAUAAUGCUAUUUCUUGGAAUCAAACAGAAGCAGUUAAGCUGCUAUUAAAUAAUGAUGCAGAUAUUAAUAUUCAAGAUGCAAAUGGCAAAUCCCCUUUGAAACUAUUAAACGAAAAUACUAAUGAUGAAAUCCAUGUAAUCAUGAAACAACAUGUAGUUAAAUUAGUAAUUGCUAAUAUUCAUGUAAAUGCAUAUAAUUUACAAGAGAUAGUAAAUGAUAAUUCUUUAAAUAACUUCAGAAAUAUUUGUAAAAAUGAAAUAGAAAAAAUGAAAACAGAAAAAAUUAGUGGAACUAAUGUACUGUUUUAUAACAUUUUCAUUAAAAAUAUUCAUCAAUUAGCACUGUAUGCGAAAAAUAAAAAAAUUAGAUCCGAACUUUCCGAUCCAAUGAAACUCAGCUUUCUUUUUCCCCAAUAUGCUUUUAUAUUAGUUAAUCGUUUCAAAAAAGGAUUACAUAGAAAAAAAUUAUUAGAAAGAGUUGAAAAUUUUAUUUUAGAUAUUUUCAUAGAUAAAUUUCCAAAUACAUUCAUCAGACAAAUAUUUUUUUAUUUGAGUAAUGACGAUUUAGAAAUACUUGGCACAAUCUAACUACUAUAAAUUAUAAUUUAAAGAAAGUAUUUUACUAUAAUAUCUAUGUUUAGAAAAGUAAUUAUGUAUUAUAUUUUUUGUUUAUAAUGUCCUUUUUGUAAAAAUUUAAAAUCUGAAAAGUGUUUUUGUUUGAAAUAAGUUUAUAAUAAAAUA
Messenger RNA from Microplitis demolitor, 1497 nucleotides. RefSeq names its product putative ankyrin repeat protein RF_0381. The record is from RefSeq and is a predicted model, not a curated record. Gene Ontology annotation, biological process: neuronal action potential; negative regulation of delayed rectifier potassium channel activity. The transcript is spliced from 2 exons. Gene Ontology annotation, molecular function: transmembrane transporter binding. Gene Ontology annotation, cellular component: axon initial segment; membrane; synapse. Lineage: Eukaryota; Metazoa; Arthropoda; Insecta; Hymenoptera; Braconidae. The coding region runs from base 190 to 1344 and encodes 384 amino acids.